AUGGCAGAGAAUGUGGAUUCUGUGACUGCCAUCUGCCACACCAGUGCCACUGACGACAAAUGGUAUGUGAGUUACACACAGGUAUCCAACUAUGACCCAGACAGCAAGACGCUUAUCAUCCAAAGGGUCAGCAUCUACAACACACCACUUCAGUGUGGGAUGGAAAUCUUCCCACACAUUAUUGAGAGAAGUGAAAUGAUCUUUCUGACAGUUAUCUAUGGGCCCUCCAGUGUGCUGAUCAGGAGUAAGCCUGGUAACCUAAAUGGCGAACUGACUGCUGAGAUUGGUUCCAGUGGAGAUGGAGUAUAG
Rangifer tarandus platyrhynchus (Svalbard reindeer) is the source of this 309-nucleotide messenger RNA. Lineage: Eukaryota; Metazoa; Chordata; Mammalia; Artiodactyla; Cervidae. The record is from the annotation of a GenBank genome assembly.